Messenger RNA from Micropterus salmoides (largemouth bass), 7358 nucleotides. RefSeq names its product retinoid x receptor, beta a (gene rxrba). Gene Ontology annotation, cellular component: nucleus; RNA polymerase II transcription regulator complex. NCBI's taxonomy places the organism in Eukaryota, Metazoa, Chordata, Actinopteri, Centrarchiformes, Centrarchidae. The record is from RefSeq and is a predicted model, not a curated record. The transcript is spliced from 12 exons. Gene Ontology annotation, molecular function: retinoic acid-responsive element binding; nuclear steroid receptor activity; zinc ion binding. Bases 124 to 1536 code for a protein of 470 amino acids. Gene Ontology annotation, biological process: retinoic acid receptor signaling pathway; cell differentiation; response to retinoic acid.
CCCAAACGACUCCGGCCCGGGCCUCAGUCCGCGGUCUAGAGUUUGAUAGCCGGCUGUUGGAGACGGAAGCGCGUCGGUGUGUCGCUGCCAGCCAGCCAGCCUGUGCCCAAGACCACCACCAUCAUGGGAGACAGUAGAGAUUCCCGCAGCCCAGACAGUUCGUCUGUGUCCUCCCCUCCAUCGGGGCAACGCUCGCCUUCGCUGGUUCCCUCAGCCGCAGCUUCCAUGACCUCCCUACCUCCCAUCACCUCCACCGGGGUCAACAGCCCCAUCAGUAGCAUCGGCUCCCCAUUUUCCGUCAUCAGCUCUUCGCUGGGCUCGCCCUGCUUACCUGGCACGCCAUCAGUGGGCUACGGCCCCAUUAGCAGCCCACAGAUCAACUCAACAGUGUCCAUGUCAGGGCUGCAUGCAGUGAGCAGCUCCGAUGAUGUGAAACCUCCAUUGGGCUUGAAGCAGCUGUCGUCCCACAGCCCAGGGCCGAUGCUUUCCCAGAAACGCCUUUGUUCCAUCUGCGGAGACAGAUCCUCUGGUAAGCACUAUGGUGUCUACAGCUGUGAGGGCUGUAAAGGCUUCUUCAAGCGUACAGUGCGCAAAGACCUUACCUACACCUGUCGGGAUAAUAAAGACUGUAUGGUGGAUAAGCGACAGAGGAACCGCUGUCAGUACUGCCGCUACCAGAAGUGCCUGGCCAUGGGCAUGAAGAGAGAAGUGGCCAAGAUGAACGACAGAUCUGUCCAAGAGGAGCGGCAGAGGAACAAGGAACGAGAUGGCGAGGUGGAGUCGACUAGUGCUGUUAACGAGGAGAUGCCAGUGGAAAAGAUUUUGGAAGCGGAGGUGGCUGUAGAGCAGAAGACAGAGCUUCAUGCAGAUGGAAGCUCAGGCGGCAGCUCUCCCAACGACCCUGUCACCAACAUCUGUCAGGCAGCUGACAAGCAGCUCUUCACCCUGGUGGAGUGGGCCAAGAGGAUCCCUCACUUCUCUGAGCUGCCCCUGGAUGACCAGGUCAUCCUGCUACGUGCAGGCUGGAAUGAACUCCUGAUUGCAUCGUUCUCCCAUCGCUCCAUCUCGGUGAAGGACGGGAUUUUACUGGCCACUGGCCUGCAUGUCCACAGGAACAGUGCUCACAGUGCAGGUGUUGGAGCCAUCUUUGACAGGGCGCACAAUGCCGAGGUUGGGGCCAUAUUUGACAGGGUUUUGACAGAGCUUGUAAGCAAGAUGAGAGACAUGCAAAUGGACAAGACUGAGCUGGGCUGCCUUCGAGCCAUCAUCCUCUUCAACCCAGACGCCAAGGGUUUGUCCAACUCCAGUGAGGUGGAGCUCCUGAGAGAGAGGGUGUACGCAUCUCUCGAGACUUACUGCAAACAGAAAUACCCCGAUCAGCAGGGCAGGUUUGCAAAGCUCCUCCUCCGGCUCCCAGCACUGCGCUCCAUUGGUUUAAAGUGCCUGGAGCACCUGUUCUUCUUUAAACUGAUUGGUGACACACCCAUUGACACCUUUCUGAUGGAGAUGCUAGAGGCGCCUCACCAGCUGACCUAGAAGAGCCAGGUUCGGUCCUGUCAGGACCCGAUGCACACCGGGAUUACCAACACGUCACCCCUAUGUUGGGUUGUUUGCUCUUCUCAUUGGGCCUCACUUAACUGCAGCACCUGCUGGUUUUAAUGUACCAGCCGUCACACACACACACACACACACACACACACAAAACACACGUUCCCCGUCACCGGUCAAUUAUCUUCACACGCACAUGCAGAUCGUAACUUGCAAAUAUUACUUGAUGUGCAACAUAACUAAUACACAGAUAAUGUGGCUCUGAAUGAAACAAUAUGCUAACACACACACUUUUUCGCCAUCUUUUCCCAUGUUCGGUUUCCCACCAUAGGGGUCACGACUCAAGGAAUAUGUGCCCUUUGUAUCACACAUUUACAGUAAAUGUCUUAAUUUUAAGUUAGCCUUCAGUUUUCACAUUUUCAUCUCACAGUGGGUUUCUGCUUCUGCAAAACUGGUAUGCUUCCCCUGUUUUUACUUGGGUUACUUAGUUACACUGCUAGCUGCACUUCUGUGUAUUAUAUCCAUCAGUAGCCAGUUAUUCAUGUAUGGUUUUAGCUUAAAAUCAGGUGCGUAGCAUUUCAAUCAACUGUCACCAUCAAACAAAUUCACUUGUUAUUGGUCAGGAGGUGUCCUAUAAUGGACAGGCAGACACACCCUCCCAGUGAGUUAAUCCAGUCUUGUAAACAUUGAAAGAUUUUAUGCUUUUUUUUUGAAUAUUCAUGCUGAAACUUGUUUUGGGUUUCUAUUUUGAAGUACUGUACUCAUGAAAUGAGAGCUUUUUCCAAGGCAUUGAAAUCCAGGAAAAGGGGGGUGGGAGCACUAUGUUGAAUAGACAAAAUUUGUCCCUCCCACCCUGAUGCGCACAGCGGGCUUUGUAAGACAAGAAGAAUGACUUGAAUUAUUUUUUUUCUCUCCUAGUUUUGAUUUUAUCCUUUUCUCUACUUUGGCAGUUGGUUGGCAUUUUAAACAGCUUGAGGCUCACAGGGAUGCGAGACAAACCAUAUUUGUUGGUCUUUUAUUUCCCCUAAAUCCUUCCUUCGCUGGUGGUCAUUUAUGCACUUUUGUGAGUUGUAACUGUAAAUGUUCCUGUUUCCUAGAAAUGACCAUCUAGUCUCAGACACCUAAGAUGACCCUGAAGGUACUAUGUGUAGGGUUUUGUCAUUAUUGCUUCAUGAUCAAAGCAGAUGUGAUGAUUUGUUAUAGAACCUGAUAAAUAAUUGGCCACUUCCUGUACAGGUGAUAAUCAGGUUUGGGAAUUAACGCCAAUCACCAGUCGAAUGGUUGAAAAUUGAAGCUUGCAGUAGGUGUGUUAGUCUGUCGUUACACCCAGUCCAGCUGAAAAUCUAUUAUUCUUGAUAGGUUGCUCUUUUUUUCCCAAAAUUUACAAAAGAGAAGAAAAACUUUACUGAGCUCUUUGAACAGUUCUGUGUUUAAUUGGCCAGCGUUUUCCCCCACUGUUCAGUCAGACUAUUGAAUUAAACAUAUGUCUGACAUAUGAUUUCUCUACUUGAAACAAAAAACAGCAGCAGAGAUGGGAAAUGUAAGAACCAGCUGAAAUUAUCUGACAGUGGCAAUAAUGCAACAUUUAGCCUGUUAGUCAGUUCGUGUCAAAUUUGGCUUAUCUGCAGAACGUUCGCAGCCCACCGCUCGUGAAUAAAUCACUGGCUGUGGCCACAGAUUGGUAAACAAUGCUCCGGUGUUUGAAUUACAAAAAGACCUCUUGCGUGUCAUGUUACUGUAAUGCAAUAAUGAAAUAAGUCAGUGUUAUAUAAUGGAAAUCCUACACCUACUACCUGCUGCUUUGAGAACUUUAUUCAAUGUGUAUUGGCUCAGUGCUUGCCACUUUUGUACAGUAGAUGUAAAUAAUAAUAAAACACAGGAGUCAUUCAGAAACAACGUGAAAUAUGUGGCUCAGACAAACAAAUUACAAAUUUCUUGCUGUUGAAUCAACAUUAGAUGUGCCUCCCGUGAAAUGACAUCGCCAUGAAAUUGUUUAUGGAGCCCAUGGCCAAACCACACCUCACUGCUGCUUUUGCACCAACUUCUGCCAAUGUUUCCUGUUGUUAUUGGUAAUUGGCUGGAUUUCAUUGACAAUGGCACUUGAUAUUUACUGUGAUGAACAUUUGUGGGCAACUGAAUCUGAGCAUUGCAGUGAAAAGUCAAAUGCAGCUACCACAUGAUCAGGAGAUAAACGGUAAACUAUGAAUUAAACCGUCUACACACGCUCAAAAGUGAGCAAUACUGGGGUACACAUAAAGAGUUGUUACCAUUUUUGUUAGGAAAGUAUUUAAAAAUGUUGGCGUUCUUAUUAGUCACCACAUUUAAUAGAAAUUAGAAACAUACAUUUUGCAGUUUCAUUCUACAGGGAAGAGGUACCGCUGUCCUCUACCAGGUGCUAAAUAACUAAUAUGGUCUUUUAGUUUAAGACAUGCACAUUUUCAUCAAUGCAAACACAGUAUGCAAGUAAACAGACAAAUCCGAAAGCCAUUCUCCAUUCUUUAAACAGGUUUGUUUUAGACGUAGACUUCCCUCAUAGAUUAUUCUUUUUUACCCUUUAUUGCAGACUCCCAACUAUGGAAAAUGAACACCAGACAAGUGCUUGUACAUUUUGGCCGCGGCUGAUGAGUCUCGGUACUCAGAUACAGCCAAUGUAUUUUAGAAAGCAGUUAGGCUGGUGGAAGCAAUGAAAGUAGCUGUUGAAUUUUGGCAUCCACCAGCUAUUUUAACCAGAAUGAGCAAUGAGCUUCCUACGCUGCAGAUAGUCCAAAAACGUCUUCUCGGAGAGGAUCCUCGGCCCUCCCCCCAUGUGAUGUGGACUUGGAGGCUGGCAGUUAGAUGACCUGUAAGACAGGUGGUUUUGUUUAACAUGUCAGUAAGUUGGUCUAACCUUAAGAGUUUGGCGUUGCUUUAGUUUUUCUCACUCAACAAAGUAGUCUCCAGAUGUCCGUUAACUUUCUACAUGCAGAGAAGAGUCCGCCCCUCGUGCACCGCUGCUUCGUGAUUUUGGUGUUGGCAAAGUAAAGCAAGGUGGUUGCAAGCUUAUGAUUUAGGUGACAAGCGCCAACAUCUGCUAGCGUUCUCGUACUGUAUAUGCUGCGGUAUGGUCUCAGUGCUUUAGUGGCUUCAGUUGGAGUUUGUUCAAAUGAUUUAAUGGCAGCAGUCUGAGUUUUGAGACUUGUGUGAAAAGAACUAUGUGGCCACCGGACUACAAUGUCUGUGAUCUGGAUUAGAGCUCAGACAACUAAGACAGUUGGGCUCUGGAUUUAUGUUUGAGAGUGCAACCCUCGUCCCUCAGAGAGUAGGCGGACUUCAGGACGUGUGCUUUUCCGAAUAAUCUCAUCUUCAUUUAGGUUGAUAUCUCAGCAAUUUUCUCUGCAGGAUUUUAAUUUUUGGAGCUUCCUCUCUUGAAUGUUUAAGCCUGCUGCUACUGCAUCAUGUUUAUAGCUGGGUAUGGGAAUGAUUACACAAUCAAUCAAGCGCUGGAGCAUCCACUAGUUGACAUUAAAAAUGCUAGCCACAUACACAGCUGACUGAGCGAAUGCCAAUCUUUGUUGAUGAUUCAUCAAAGAGUCAAGAUAUGCAACUUGUAUAUUCAUAUUGUGGAAACGUUUACCACACUAUGUGUAUUGUGUUUCUGGCAUUUGUAAAUUUUAGCUUGGUCUGUUACAUAAGUUAACAUUAAUUGGCAGUGAAAUUACUUAAAAUUCCCAUCCCUCCAUACAACAGCAAUGCAAGUUUUGCUAUGCCAAUUCUAUAUUUCCUUACAUUUUGCUUAAGUCAUUUAGAGGAUGAUAAACAGACACAGUAAAUACAUUUUUAAAAAGCUAUACAGUCAGUGCAGGUUCUGUAUGCUAAGCCACUUUAAGCUUUGCUGAUCAGGGUUUUAGCGAGAGCUGGUGGUUGGGUAUUUCAGUUUCUUCAGUAUUUGUUGUAAGUUGUGUGUGUGUGUGUGGCCUCAUGUGUAUGCUUUUAUGCACAUGUGUAUGGAAUCUGUCUGCAGCUACGCGUUUUGACUGGCAGAUACUAUAGCUUUGGCUGUGAUGUGCUGAGCGCUGUUGACUUGAUUUGUUGAGCAAAAUAAUGACAGGAUGCACAGAGGAAAAAGGAGCCAAGCUGGAGGAGUGAUUAACUGGCUCGUUGACCUGAAGAGACCUCCUCCCCUCCUUCACUUUGCCCUGUCUCCUCUGCUUUUCUUUAAACUUAACGAAUGCGUAUUCACUCACCGUGUGGGCCGAAAAUGACUGGGCUUUGCAUUGGAAUGGACUUGUUAAAUAAACCUAUGAUUCUUGGCCUGUUUGAAAAGCAUGUGAAGCUUUUCGUGGGACAAGCAUUGGAGAGCGGCAAGGAAGGGGUUCACUGCCGUGCGUCCCUCUUUGCUUACUUUACUUGACGCAGAACAGCGACGAUCUGCGGUCGCCAUGGGAGACCGCCGUAUCGCACCGCACUGCCCACAAAUGUUUGUCGUUGCAACCGUGUGCACUCAAGGCAGACGCAUGCUGUGACCUUUUGACUGUGUAGCAGUAUUGUUGUCGCCAUCUUUGUUACAUUUUGAAAUGACUCGCUUUUUUGAAAAUAAAAACAUUAAAAUGCUUUUUUUUUUUUUUUUUUUUUUUUUUUAAAUGGAUCGCAGGCUGUGACUGAAGAAUUGAUCAUUGUGUAUAGAUUAGAUAUCAGAGCAGCAUUUUUACCUAUUGACACAGGCCCCUUGGAGCCAAGGCCCAUCCCGUUAUGAUCAAUGAGGCAGUGUGUGCUAUGCAGCCUUGAAACCACCACCCUCACUGGUUUAUUUAUCACUGCCAAGCUGUUUGCGGAUGUGGCCGUUUUAAAUGCAGGGCCACUCAGUACCCAGUAGUUGUUUUUCAUGUAUGUUGUGAUUAUUGUGCAGCGCACUAAAGAGUGUGUGCUAACCUUGGCCUGUGUAGUGCAUACUAAAGAGGGGCCCUAAUAGGAAUGGAAUGACAGCUCGCGUGGAGAGGGGAGGACUGGUUGGCUGGUCACUGGAGAGAGAAGUAGACCAGUGUGUGGCCCCCUCUGGGUGCUCAAGCUGUGCAUUGGUGCUUUUUAUAGGGUCCCCUGGCCUGAAAAUGUCUGCUUUGGUUUCCAAGGUUGUCCACAGGGAAAUGCAUAUAAGAGUGAAAUGCAAAUAAGGAAUGCUUUAACAGGCCUAGUCCUAGACUUGCUCUUCUUUAGUUGCAUUUGGUUGGGUGUUUUCUGUGACCGGGUCCACUGCAGGAUCUGGUUACAUUGAAUGAACUUGAUGGGAGGGAUCAACUGAAUAUGAUUGCUCUCUUUUAAAGAGGAGGAUGAUGAUGUUGGUGUUUUUAAGAUUGGAGGAAUUGUGAAGGGUAGGUCAGAGAGAGAAGGAGGGAAGAAAAGAAAGGCAGGAACUUAAAGAUCUCUGAUCAGGUGUUCAUUUGUUGAUCGAGAAGAAAAACAGAAAACCUUUUUUCCAGUAGAUCUAGAAUCUUCCUUAAUAGUUUACUCUUAAAAGAAAUUCACACACUGUUUCUUUGUCUGGUUUCUUGUCUCCCUCUUCUCUGACUUUAUUAUACAUCUUUUGUUUAUUACAGAGUAUUAAACAAAUACAAGAGCUGUAAAAUCAGAUCUCUUAUUUUAAAAUUUUCUGUCUUUCUCUUGUGUCUGUUUUUAUGUCCUGUUUGUAUCCUCUUCCAUCAUACACGUGGAGCUGAUUGACUAUUGUGUGCUUCUGGGAUUGAAAGAAGAAAAAAAUGAAUACUUUUUUCAGUCAUUAAUUCUGAAUCUUGUUUCUGUUUGUUGUAUCAUGUCUGAGUAAAGGUUUUAAUACUGUA